GUAGAUUAUUGUCGAUCUUGUCAGUUACUUUACAUAUUAUUAUUAAACAGUCGAAAUGGAAAAUACGACAAAUUCAAUGCCAUUGUAUACGCAAGUAUAUGAUGAAGAAAUCAUAAAAAAUCUCGAAAAUAAUUUUUCAAGAAUUAAAGAGGAAUGUUAUUUGGAUCAUGCAGGAGCAACAUUAUAUUCUGAUCUGCAAAUAAAAAAUAUUGCUUUUGAUUUACAGAAUUCACUUUAUGCUAAUCCACAUUCUAUUGGAACUGCAAGUAAUGUAACUCAAGAUAUCAUAGAGCGUAUGAGAUAUCAGAUUCUGAAUCACUUUCAUACAUCUACUGAUGAAUACAGUAUUAUUUUCACAUCAAGUGCAACUGCAUCCUUGAAGAUAAUAGCCGAUACGUUUCUUUUUAAUGAAGAUGAAAAAGAUGUCUCAGGACACUUUGUCUAUACACAAGAUAAUCAUACUUCAGUCCUUGGUAUGAGAGAAAUUGUUAAUAAAAAAGGAGCAAAGAUAACUUGUUUGGCUCAUAAUAAUGCUUUUAAAAUCUUCAAUUCUUCAAACUCUAUGGAUUUCUAUCCACAACAGAAUAAUUCAGCCAAAAGUAAUUCACUCUUUGUUUAUCCUGCGCAAUGUAAUUUUUCUGGACUAAAAUAUCCCUUAACAUGGAUUAGAGAUGUACAUAAUGGAGUUUUAUCUAGUGUUGUUUCCGAUACAUGUACAAAGUGGUAUAUCUUACUUGAUGCUGCUGGUUUUGCAUCAACAAAUGACUUAGAUUUAUCUAUCUACAAACCAGACUUUGUUUGUUUAUCUUUUUAUAAAAUGUUUGGCUAUCCUACUGGAAUUGGUGCAUUAUUAGUAAAAAAUACUAGUGCAAGUACACUUCAAAAAGUUUAUUAUGGUGGUGGUACCAUAGAUGUUACUUUGAGCUCUGAAUUGUUUCACAUAAAACGAAAAAUUUUCCACCAAAGAUUUGAAGAUGGUACAGUACCAUUUCUCUCUAUAAUUUCUUUGAAAUAUGGAUUUGAUAUAUUGUCAUUUAUUACUAUGGAAAAAAUUUCAAAACAUGUAUUUUCUCUUGCAAAAUUUUUAUACAAAUCUUUAUUAAUGCUUCACCAUAGCAAUGGAAAACCAGUUACAACAUUGUACUCUGAUACUGCUUAUGAUAAUCAAGAUAUACAAGGAGGUACUGUUACCUUUAAUCUUAUGCGGUCCAAUGGUGAAUAUAUAGGAUAUAUGGAAAUUUUACACAUGGCAGCUUUGUUCAAAAUACAUCUAAGAACGGGUUGUUUUUGCAAUCCUGGUGCAUGCCAAAGACAUUUAGCAUUAUCAAAUAAGGAAGUUCUUCAGAAUUAUGAGGCUGGAUAUGUUUGUGGAGGUUCUGCAGAUUUGAUAAACGAAAAACCAACAGGUGCUGUUAGAGUUUCAUUUGGAUACAUGUCUACAAUCAAGGAUAUUGAAACUUUAUUACUCAUGAUCAAAGAAUGUUUUGUUGAUGGAUCACCAAUAAACAAAAUUCCAGAUUGGUGGUUAGAUUAUAGAACAGCUUUACAUAAAAAAUAUAAUCAACAUGAUGCAAAUACAAAAGAUGUAACAAAUUAUAUCACACACAACGAAGCAAAUGAAUUUACAAAUACAUUAGAAAAAAUAAAACUGUCAGUUUCUAGACUAAUAAUGGAUACUGGUUCAAUUAAAAAGAAGUGUACUUUAGAACAAUUGUACAUAUACCCAAUAAAAUCAUGUGGUGCCUACAAGAUAAUAGGUUCCUGGAAUUUAAAUUCAAAAGGUUUACAGUAUGAUAGAGAGUGGAUGAUUAUUACAUCUUCUGGUAUUUCUUUAACACAAAAGCAACAUGUUAAUCUUUGUUUGUUAAAACCAAUAAUAUUUAAAGACAAAGGAAUCAUGCAAUUACAUUAUCCAGGAAUGUCUACUAUAGAAAUUCCUUUAGAUAAUAGCUCUACAAACAUUGCAAAUGAAACAAUAUGUCAAAGUAGAGUUUGUGGACAUAAAGUACAAGGUAUUGAUUGUGGUUCAGAAGUUUCUAAAUGGUUAAGUUCAGCAUUAGGUCUUCCAAAUUUGAGGCUUAUAAGACAAAAUGAUAAUGAUAACAAAAAGAAAAAAAGCACUAAGCCCGAAUUAUCGUUUUCUAGUCAAGCUCAAUAUUUAUUAAUAAAUGAGGCAAGUGUACUAUGGCUUAGUGAUAAAAUAUCUGAUAAAGAAGUUCAAAAAGAUACAAUCAUACAUAGGUUUAGAGGAAAUAUGAUAUUAAAUGGUUGUAAAGCUUUUGAAGAAACAGAAUGGAAACAUGUUUAUAUAGGAGAAAAUAGUUUUCUGGUCACUAGACCAUGCACUAGAUGUCAAAUGAUUUGCAUUGAUCAACUCACUGGUAAAAAGACAGUGGAACCACUACGUACACUUACAGAACAAUUUCAUGGAAAAAUGAGAUUUGGUAUUUAUUUAACCAAAGAAACUAAAGAAGAUGGAAUUAUUACUGUUGGAGAUGCCGUUCAAAUUUUAUAAAUGAGUGAUUAACAUUAUGAUCUUCAAAUACAACUGAAGGUAAUUAUAAGGUUAUGUGGAAAUAUGAUCAGAAUUUUACAUAGAAAAAAAUAAAUAUGUUUUACAAACCA
This is a messenger RNA of Frieseomelitta varia, 2625 nucleotides long. RefSeq names its product molybdenum cofactor sulfurase 1 (gene mal). Gene Ontology annotation, molecular function: molybdenum cofactor sulfurtransferase activity; pyridoxal phosphate binding; molybdenum ion binding. The record is from RefSeq and is a predicted model, not a curated record. Gene Ontology annotation, biological process: Mo-molybdopterin cofactor biosynthetic process. Lineage: Eukaryota; Metazoa; Arthropoda; Insecta; Hymenoptera; Apidae. Bases 56 to 2515 code for a protein of 819 amino acids. The transcript has 7 exons.